AUGGGAACAACUCAGUCCACUCGCACUAACGCUAAGGAGAUCACUUUUUCUUCCCCCAAUGGGAAGAAUCAGCCAAGCAGUGUGAGUGGACGGAAAACCCAACCCGAGAUCUCCUACAAAAAGCACGUCGUCUUUUCUUUUAAUGACGAGGUUAUCCAGGAAAACGAGGAAGAAAGCGUCACUGACUACGAUGAUACCGACGAUUCCUUGUUUGACGAAAACGAAGUCUUUGACUUUGAGGGAGACACUGAUGACGAUGAUGAGGAAGAAGAUGAAGAGUGGAACGAACGCCUUGCCAUUUUGCAAGAUGCUCGCAACCUCAAACAAAUGGCUGACUUUUACCUCAAUCCUCAUAAGCCAGUCGUCUCCUCUCCCGAGUUUAUGGGACGCAACUUUUUUGAACGUCCUUCUGCCCCUGACAUGGAAGACGAGGAAGAACGUGCUUUGAUCCUAAACGAGGCCCGUGCUUUGAAACAACUUGCCGUGGACUAUUUGCAUCCCGAGAAAUUUGUUGUAACUACUGAUGCAACUGUCUGCGGACGCAACUACUUUGAUCGUGCUUCGGCACCCGAGACUUUGUCUCAUGAAGAGGCCGAAGAGCAAGCCCAAAUCUUGGAAGAUGCUCGUGCUUUGAAACAACUUGCCGUGGAUUAUAUGCACCCAGAACUGACAGUCAAGACUACUGACGCCUUUGCCCGUGGAAGAAACUACUUUACUCGUCCGUCUGCCCCAGAGCAAGAGCAAGAAGAAGACAUGGAGGAGCGUGACCUGAUCUUGCAAGAGAUGGCGUUGCUCAAGCGGCUUGCUAUUGAUUACUUGCACCCAGAACUCCCAGUUGUAACAAGCGAUCCUACUGCUUGUGGACGCAACUACUUCACUCGUGCCUCUGCUGAGGAAUAUGAAGAAGAAGAGAUGAUGGACGAUCGUGAAGACAUUCUGAACGAUAUGGCUCAGCUCAAGCGUCUUGCCAUGGACUAUCUACAGCCAGAGCGCCCCGUUCAAAUGGACUCGCUUGGUGCGUGCCGCAACUACUUCGAUCGUCCUUCUGCCCCCGAGACUGUUUCUCGUGAAGAGGCGGACGAGCAAGCUCGUAUCUUGGCCGAUGCUCGUGCUUUGAAGCAACUUGCUGUGGACUACAUGCAUCCCGAGCUUCCAGUUGUCACGAGCGAUCCUUGUGCUUGUGGACGCAACUACUUUUCUCGUCCUUCUGCUGAAGGCAAUGAUGACAGUCAAGAUGAAGAGUGGGAACAGGAACGUGCCUCGAUUCUACAAGACAUGCAGCGUAUGAAGCAAUUGGCUGUGGAUUACUUGCACCCCGAGCUUGCAGUCCAAACUACCGAUCCUACUGCUUGCGGUCGCAACUACUUCUGUCGGUAUUCUGCCGAAGAGUAUGAUGAAAAGGAUGAAGAGCGCGAUAUGAUCUUGCAAGAGAUGAAGCAACUCAAGAAACUUGCUGUUGACUAUUUGCAUCCCGAGCUUCCAGUCAAGUCUGAUGGAUUUGCUACUGCCCGAAACUACUUUACUCGUUUCUCUGCGGAAGAACAAGAGGAGGAAGAAAUGAUGGAUGAACGCGAGGACGUUUUGGAAGAUGUUGCCGCCUUGAAGAAGUUGGCCAUGGAUUACCUACAACCCGAGCGCCCUGUCGUUGUGGACGCUCUUGCCUCGUCUCGCAAUUACUUUGAUCGUGCUUCGGCCGAGCCAACUUUGGACUACGAAGAAGCGGAAGAACAAGCUCGUAUUUUGGCCGAUGCUGCUGCCUUGAAGCAACUUGCUGUGGAUUAUAUGCACCCAGAAUUGCCAGUCAAGACUACUGACGCCUUUGCCCGUGGAAGAAACUACUUUACUCGUCCCUCUGCCCCAGAGCAAGAGCAAGAAGAAGACAUGGAGGAGCGUGACCUGAUCUUGCAAGAGAUGGCGUUGCUCAAGCAGCUUGCUGUUGAUUACUUGCACCCAGAACUCCCAGUUGUAACAAGCGAUCCUACUGCUUGUGGACGCAACUACUUCACUCGUGCCUCUGCUGAGGAAUAUGAAGAAGAAGAGAUGAUGGACGAUCGUGAAGACAUUCUGAACGAUAUGGCUCAGCUCAAGCGUCUUGCCAUGGACUAUCUACAGCCAGAGCGCCCCGUUCAAAUGGACUCGCUUGGUGCGUGCCGCAACUACUUCGAUCGUCCUUCUGCCCCCGAGACUGUUUCUCGUGAAGAGGCGGACGAGCAAGCUCGUAUCUUGGCCGAUGCUCGUGCUUUGAAGCAACUUGCUGUGGACUACAUGCAUCCCGAGCUUCCAGUUGUCACGAGCGAUCCUUGUGCUUGUGGACGCAACUACUUUUCUCGUCCUUCUGCUGAAGGCAAUGAUGACAGUCAAGAUGAAGAGUGGGAACAGGAACGUGCCUCGAUUCUACAAGACAUGCAGCGUAUGAAGCAAUUGGCUGUGGAUUACUUGCACCCCGAGCUUGCAGUCCAAACUACCGAUCCUACUGCUUGCGGUCGCAACUACUUCUGUCGGUAUUCUGCCGAAGAGUAUGAUGAAAAGGAUGAAGAGCGCGAUAUGAUCUUGCAAGAGAUGAAGCAACUCAAGAAACUUGCUGUUGACUAUUUGCAUCCCGAGCUUCCAGUCAAGUCAGAUGGAUUUGCUGCUGCCCGAAACUACUUUACUCGUCCUUCUGCUCCAGAGCAAGUGACUUUGGAAGAUGCAGAGGAGGAAGUCAGAAUCCGCCAAGACUUGCAACAGAUGAAGAAGCUUGCUGAAGAUUACCUUCAUCCUGAAACUCCUGUGAAGUCUAAUGUUGCUAGUGUCCGAUGCUACUUUGAUAGAGCAUCUGCGUAUGACAACAUUGAUCACGUUCACACCCGCCGCCAAGAGUCGGAUGACCCAGCUGCUGGUGAUUCUAACCACGAUACCUUUGCCUACCACGAACAAGUUCUUGGACUGGUCUCUGGGGAUCAUGACUAUUACGAUCACAGUGAGCACUUUGACAUGGACAUGGACGAAGACCUACAAACUUUCAAGGACAACUUGCGCCUUAUGUCUCCUAAUCCACAGCAGCCAAAGGAAAAGGCUGGCAUGGCAAAGGGAGGCGAAGACGAAGAGGAUGAAGGCAAUCUAUCUCGCUCUCCUUCUUCGAUAAUGCUAUUUGAAUUGGCUGGGUGUUAA
This is a messenger RNA of Cylindrotheca closterium, 3150 nucleotides long. NCBI's taxonomy places the organism in Eukaryota, Bacillariophyta, Bacillariophyceae, Bacillariales, Bacillariaceae. The record is from the annotation of a GenBank genome assembly.